Molecule: messenger RNA, 1372 nt
Organism: Physella acuta
Lineage: Eukaryota; Metazoa; Mollusca; Gastropoda; Physidae
Source: RefSeq, a predicted model, not a curated record
GGGGAGAGGGAGGACAACUUGUCGAGGCAUCCCUCUAUUGUUAAAAAAAUCGACCACACCCGCACAACCCGUGGUAGGUAGGGCAGCAGGGCCGGCUCGAUGCUAGCACGUACCGGCACCAUCAUCAGGAAACAGAGGCGCCGCUCCAGCACCACCAGCAAGGCCAGCAGCCGCAGGGAGUCGGCCACCACCCCUACGCCCUCCAUGUGCCUCUCGCCCUCGCCCUCGCCCAGCUUCCACGGGGGGCAUUUCUUGUUCGGGCACCCGCCCCCCACCAGCUUCCCGGCGCCGUUUCCCUCCCCUGACCCUGUCGUCCUGCACAACGGUCACGUCAAGGGCGUGACCUUCAGCUUCGACACCAAACACCUCAAUGGACACAGCUUGUACAAGUUGACGCCGCCCCCCACAGAUAAACCCAUCUACGAAAGUACAGUGAUAUGGGCAGAGGUUGAGGACACGGAGCCCCACUACACACUGAUAGGGAGUCUGUGUGAAGCUACGGUGGAAGCGAGAAACCCUUGUGAUUUUAUACAUAGGUCUAUGUUCAUUUUAGGCGGCACAUGGCCAGUAACUGUAUUUACUUUAGUGUUACUAGCAUUACCUUUAGUAAUGACAGCUAUAGGUGUAAAUUAUCUCCACGAAUGUCCUCGCGAGCCCAAGCUGCCCAUCUACCUGGUCGUGGGCGGCUGCUUCGGCAUCAUCAAGCUCAUCUUCCUGCUCUGGAAGCAGAUCAAGCGGCACCGCGAUGACGUCAUCGACCUCCACGACGACGACGACCUGCUGACCAUGACGCGCAUGACCAACAUGGCGCUGAACGUCUUCCUCUCCGUCUGGUUCGUCUUCGGCCACUACUGGCUCAUCCGGAUCUGGAAACCUCACUUCGAGGCGCCGCUCCACGAGCCGCGGAACUGGUGCGACGAGACGGUCUUCUUCUUCGCCUUCUGGCAGCUGGUCAUCUGCCACAUCAUCAUCGCGCUCGUCCUCGUCACCGCCGUCAUCCUCUACUGCUGCUACGUCUGCGUCAAGUGCUUCGUCCACGACGACCGCCAGGCGCAAGGGGCGCGCCCGGCAAGCGAACAACCCGCGGGGGUGAAGAGAUGACGCCAAGCCAGCGCUACGAGUCAGAAAUCUAUACAACACGUUUAGAGACAAAUUCCUCUUCAACCUCACCCUUUACUUAAACCCAUUCCUGUGUGAACACUUCCGGGUAAAGAUACGUUACCUACCACGUGACUUGGCACAAGGAGCAGGCCUUGCUUGUGUCUUACCGUCAUCCUACAAUACCUGAGCUGCCUGAAGAUAUUCAAUAUUGUUUUAACAUACUUUUAUCAUGACAAUAUGUCAAUCGAUUCACGGUGAAAAAGUUACUAUU